AUGUCUCCCUUUCCCGGACGCGCUCCUCCCUUCGCGUCUCCGUCUCCCAUCCGUUCGGGUCUCUCUCACCCCUCCCUUCGUUCCCCCACCCCCUCCACCCCUCCCUUCGGGUCUCUCGCACCCUUUCUCGUCUCUCGCACCCUUUCGCAACCAACGGCCGUUCCGCGGCUGCAACUCGCCACUCCAUUCGCGUCUCCCUCCCUCACCCGUCCCCGCCCCGUCUCUCUCACACCCCUCCCAUGCUCCGAAAGCAACAGAUGCUCCGAAAGCAACAGGUGUUCCGCGGCCACACCUCCGCCCUCCCGUAGUGCCUCCUUCGCCCCUCCGUUCGCGUCUCCCUCUCACGCCCAUCCCUCCCCGUCUCUCGCACCCCUCCCUUGCUUUUCGACCCUGCCUGCGACUUUUCAGACGUCUCAAAAGUCGUCCCCUCCCCGUCUCUCUCAUCCCUCCCUUGAUCCAGAAGCAACAGGCGGGCGUGUUGAAGAGGCACAUAGCAGCAUCAGGCCGCUGCAACUCGCCCCUCCCUUCGCUUCUCACCCAGCCAUCUCGUCCCGCUCUCUCUCAACCUUCCCAUGCUCCCCUCACGCCUCCGCCUUCGCCCCAAACCAAUGCACCACGAGGGACAAUCAACGCACCACGAGGGACGUUCUCAAGAAGUACAUUGCGGCAUCCGGCGGCUACAACUCACACAUGGCGCAGCAGGGCUCCGUGAUUUCCGGCCACGUCACCAUCUGGGCAUCUGAGGUGGUCAUGGGCGACAAGACGGUCUACGCCGCCCCGACCGCGGGCGGCCGCGGCGGCGCUGACGUGGCGAAGGGGACGUUCCGCGUGGUGCAGAUGCCGCCCAACGUGUGGCACGUGGCGGUGGCUAUGGGCGACACGCGGAUUGACGCCACGUGUGACGGCGAGCUGGUGUGGCGGCGGAGCAGUUGGGGCCCCUCCACGACGGCUAAAGGGCCUGUGCGACCACUCAGGCAUUUGCUAGCGGUGAGCAAGGCUUUGAGGGCUGAGAACUUCCAUCAUCCGUUUGCUUUCCCCCAAUCCCCACCCUUUCCACCUUCUUCCUCCUUCCCCACCCCCUGGCUAUGUCCCGCCCGGCAUCAGGGCCUGGACCCGCCCACAGUCGCAGACGGCCUGGACCCGCCCACAGUCGCGGACGUGCUCGCGUCGGGCGAGUAUCAGGACGACGAGGGCAUAGAGGGAGGAAGGCCAUCCCUCUCCACCCAUCUCCACCUCUCUCCAAUCCUCACCCCACCCUCGCAGGGCCUGGACCCUCCCACAGUCGCAGACGGCCUGGACCCGCCUACAGUCGCGGACGUGUUUGCCUCAGGGGACUAUCAGGGAGACGAGGGCAUAGAGGGCGACGAGUUCAUGUGUGGGAAGGGCCUGGACCCGCCUACAGUCGCGGACGUGUUUGCCUCAGGGGAGUACCAGGGAGACGAGGGCAUAGAGGGCGACGAGUGCAUGUGCGUGAAGGUGAUGGCCAACCCGCUCGCCCUCAUGUCCAUGAGCACGGGCGGGGGCAAUGUGGGCGGCAAGCAGCAGGACGUGUGCGACGUGCUGGCGUACCAGGUGGAGGGGUUCUUCAGUAAAGCGUCGGGGCUGCUGAUUGGCCUGCGCGACCACCAUCUCACCAAAACCAAGACAGCGAGCAACAGCACAAUCUACUGGGAGAGGGUGAUGGUGACGCGGGUGGGGGACUUCCAGCCCAUGGAGGGCGGCAUGAUCAUCCCCCACAGCGGCCGCUCCGUGCUCUCUCUCGCCAAGCGCUGCGAUGACGACACGUCAGGGACGAUACGUGCGUGGGUGAGAGAAGAGUGGGGCGUUGACUCGGUCACGCAGGACGCCAUGGCCAUGCAGGGGUUGCUAGCACGGCCGGCAGAUUUGAUUAUGACGGCUAGCUCCGCGUCUUUGCAUAGAGGGUGA
Messenger RNA from Closterium sp. Naga37s-1, 1926 nucleotides. The record is from the annotation of a GenBank genome assembly. Lineage: Eukaryota; Viridiplantae; Streptophyta; Zygnematophyceae; Desmidiales; Closteriaceae.